Molecule: messenger RNA, 8430 nt
Organism: Dreissena polymorpha
Lineage: Eukaryota; Metazoa; Mollusca; Bivalvia; Myida; Dreissenidae
Product: BAI1-associated protein 3-like
Exons: 30
Coding region: 2118-5672 (1184 amino acids)
Source: RefSeq, a predicted model, not a curated record
CAGUCAGCAUUUUUGGCGUCCAACGGAAAAAUGAUGAACUAACCGAGUAUUUAAAUACGUAGUGUUGGUACUAAUUUAUCUGUUCACAUGUCGCGUGUGAGGUUCAACUUGAGUUGACGUCUAUGACGUCUAUAAUGUAUAUGACGUCGUUGUUCAUAACAACGUUAGUGAACAUAAAGUCGAUGAAAACUGCAAACAUGAUAAAUUGCCGCAAGAAGUGAAAAAAUGCAAGCAGAAAUCGAAAUAGACGCCGCGGGAGAAGGCAAUAUAGAAGUGGACAUCAAAUCAGAAUUUUUGGCGGCCGAACGGGAAAAGAAUGAACUAACUGUGUCAACAAAGGCCCGCCUGCGCGACGAUAUUGAACCAGAUUAUUUGAAAAAAUGGGAUGAUAUGGUUAAAGAGUUCCAAUUAGAAGCUUGGCAAAGUGUGAGCCAUCUCCCGUUGUCACAGUUCCGACACUCAGAGUACACGUACUGGGGAUGCGAUGGUCCUUUCCUUAUCGACGAUGACGUCACUUCCUUGGAAACGUCAUCGUCACAACUUAAUGCCUUCCAGCGACGCCCGACACUUGCUUCUUCGCCAUAUGUACAUAAGAAUAAGCCGGCGAGCGUUGACGGGGGCCAUUUUAGUUUAACAUUAGAUGCAUUAUUGAUGGAGUCGCUUGGAAGCCCAUCGCCAUCUCUUCUUCAUACCGCGUCGCCUGCCCCUAGCAAAGGAAGCGAUGUUUCCUUGGAAGGCCUGCUUUACUGCACUAUACAUGAGGGGAGGUUCGUCCAGCUGAACAUUUCUAGCAGCUCCGAUAUGGAUCGUCGUCUGUUUGUUGACACUUUCGGUAACGCAGUUACUGAUGAAGGCAUCUUUUGCCACGAUUCAUUUAAGAAACGGAAGGGCGGAUUUGGAUCCCGAAUGCUUAGGCGACUUUUCGGAUGCGCGGAUAAUCCCGCUACUGUGUGAUAACUGUUAUAUAUUGUUUUGAUACACAGGUGGUUAGCGUGUGGCUAUGAUGUGUAUUAGUGAAAACAUCAUUUUGAUUGAUAAAUUAUCAAAUUAUAACGAUAAAUCAACUUUUCUGGGGGAAAAAUCACAAUCAAAUGUAUAUAUAACAAGGUAUCCAACUCAAGAUCAGGAUGCAUCGCUUUUAACAGCCAUAUCUUCAUCAAUUGUGCAGCGAUUUCCAUUAACCCGGUCUUAUUCAUUGCAGAAAUUUAUUUCCUUUCUGGAAAUGUACGUAUCUUGUAUAUUUCUACAAAUUCUAGGUCGAAACUUAAGAAAUAGCACGAUACACCAUUCGCGUUACCUACUUAACAACGGUCAGACCCGAUUUAUGAAUGAAAUAUUUGCAGGGAAAACACCAUUUACUCCGUCAAGAUUUCAGUCUUAGAUCGGGUCUGAUCGACAACGAGUAGGUCACACGAGUUGUGUAUCAUGUUAUUUCUUAAAAAUUGACCAUCCAUUUGUAGAAAUCUUGCAAGAUAUGUACAUUUCCAGAAACGAAAUUCAUUUCUGCGUUGAAUAAGGCCGAGUUCGUGAAAAUCGCCGCACAACUGAUUAUCUAUAAGUCUUUGAUAAAGGGAUCAAGAUUUAUAUCAUAGUUAUUUUAAGUUUGUGCGUUUAUUUUGUCACGUUUUUUUAUUCAAUAAGAAAAUAAUCGAUUCAGCAAAGAACGUUGAUAGAUAUUUUGAUAAAAUAACAUUCAGUAAAACUUUAAACGAAACAUGGAAUAAAAAUUUAACCAAUAUAUUAUAAAAAGAGCAUACAGUUAUAUACUUAAUGCUUUCCAUAGAUGCAUAGCCCUUAUCUUAAGAGAACUUAUACAAGCAACAACGCACUGGAAGAUUAAAUUCAGGAGUCUAAAUGAAAACGACCGCAAAUGAUUGGUAGGACCUGCGAUAGUCUUGAAUUCACCAAUCAGAAGGGGGAACAACGCCGGUUUGCUACUUUCUGCAUUUGCUUACAUUAGUCCCUCUUGCUAUACGAUUUUUUAUGUUCGAAGAAGGGAAAUCACUCUGAAUCAUUUGUUAUCACAUUUCAAUGAGAUUAUCUCCCUGUUUAAUAAAUUUGCCACUUUUAGGCCGCCUCGCAAAUUGCAGAAUUUAUUAUUUGAGUGCAAGAAUCUGAUGGAAACUUCUUUGAGAACUUCACAGCGUUGUCAUGGAGGCAGGAAAAUAAGCGAUUGCGAGCAACAAACGAGUUCUUCCAGUGAUCAAGCAUCCGAUGAAGAAGAAAUUAGCUCAAUAACCGAGGGGGAUGACAGAGAUACCACAAAACCUCCGCCAUUGGAGGUCCAGUUUGCCCCAAAACACAAUCUGCCACAGCUCUCGAAAAAGGAGUUUGAACUCCUCUACGUGGAGGUGCUGUACACAAUCAAGCACAAGAUAGGGAUCACCAUAGGGGGCCACCUGUCCUUCAUUCAGGACCUCUACCUGUACGCCCAGGAGGCCUUCAAUGUCUCGCCAGAGGACCACGCCAGGCUUAUGGCCAAAGCCACCAAAGAAAAGCCUCCAAUUGUGAUCCUCAAAGCCACAGUUCUUAAAGCAAAGAAUCUUGAGGCUAAGGAUGCCGACGGGUUCAGUGACCCCUAUUGCAUGUUGGGUAUCAUGCCAGUGCGUGGACUCCAGGGCGUGGAAAGCUCCGAAAGCGGCAGCCUGUUGUCGUCCGAUGAUGAAAACAGCCCAAAAGUCAAGGACAAGAAUUCGGGCGCAUUCAAGCGGUUCUCGGUGAAAAAGAAAUCGUCUGCAGUGCGUGACUUGUUGCCAGCGAAAUAUAUUCAGACUACUAGUGUAAUACCCAAUUCCCUUAACCCUGUGUGGAAUGAGAAAUUUCGAUUUGACCUUGAGGAUGUCAACACUGACCGACUCCACCUGGACAUCUGGGACCAUGACGAUGAGUUCUCCGUAAUCGAGGCCGCGAAGAAACUCAAUGAGGUGCAAGGAAUCAAGGGGCUGGGGCGCUACUUCAAGCAGGUUGCACAGUCUGCGCGCACCAGCCGUACCAGCGGGAAUAGCAUCGACGAUUUUCUGGGUUGCCUCAAUGUUCCUCUUGCUGACAUCCCAUCGUCUGGCCAUGAGAAAUGGUAUAAGUUGGAGGGCCGCUCGGCCAAGUCCAGCGUGGACGGCGAGAUCAAACUGAGGCUGGCCUUGGGGACCAGGGAGGAUCGUGGCAUCGCCGAGGAUGACAACUGGACAGACGUACGCCAGCAUGAGGAUCUGAUGUGCAUUUUCAUAGAUCAUGAGGUGCGCAAAUGCAAGGAGGGUUCGUAUCGCUGGAAUGGGGAGCUCCCACAGGCGGCUCAGACCAUCAUCCACCAGCACGCCAUUCAAGGGGAUGUCACCCCUACACAGCAGGCCGUCUGUCGUUGGAUGGCUUACAGUCGCAAGCACCUAGAGUAUCCGCUAGACUAUCAGGUGCUGUUGACCCUGCUUCAGGAGCUGGACGCAGUGUGGGAACCGACGUCUCUCUCAAGGGAGGAGGAGGAGUGCCUAGCAGAGUCGUUCACGCGGUUUAUCGGCCACUGCACAGCGCUGAUUCAACGGCAACGCGAGGUGUUUCCGACUACCAAUCGUCAGGCCAUGGCGCGCCUCGAGGGAAUGCUUCGUUGCCUAGCAGCCCUUUAUGGGAUGGAGGUGUUCAAACGUACGUGUCCCUUCCAACAGGAGCUGCACCCACAGGUCACCAACAUUAUCAAGAAAAGUGCUACAGAGUGGUAUGAGAGAACUUCAACGCGCUGUCGGAAACACAUGAGCCCUGAUACAGAAGAAGACGUUAUUAACAGUCUACUGGAACUGACCAAUCAGCUCAAUGCUGACAUGCACCACGCGAUAAUCUUCUACACCAAGCUUUACGAGCAAAUUCUUAAUGUGCAAUACUUUAGGAUUACCUACCAAAUAGUUGAAAGAAUGUUGGCGACAGAGGUGUAUGCUGCCUUAAAAGAUGAGAAUCACACUGUCCAUCGAUGGUUUGGGGAUGAGGUCUCCACCACAUUGAAGGACAGCCUCAGUCGUAUCAGCCAGCAGGACAGCGAGAUCCCAGAAGCCAACAGCAUCGUCAUAGAGAUGGGCACCCAGCUGUUUGAACUAUAUCUUGCACUGCAGGAGUUUUGUAAAUUCAAAGAACAUCUCCCAAACAGUUUGAAAAAGGAAUUGGCAAUAUGUCAGUUCUACAAGUGGUUCACAUUUGCUGUACAGAAGUGGCUUCACAUCGCCAAAAAGCGUGCCCUUCAGAGGAUACACAAGGCUGUGGAACUUGACAAGACAGUGGAUAUCAAGUCAGGUGUGAAAUACAGCACUUCCUCUGUGGAUGUCUGCUGUUGUUUCUCUCAGAUGACUGAAUUCUGGCGUAAUCUCGACUGGCCGGACCUUAUUGACGCUCUGCCAAUGGCACGCAAACUAACAGAGGAUGUGUGCAACGGGGCGGUGCUUUACGCCGACCUGAUGCACGAGAAACUGCGCAGCGCCGGAUAUUAUGAUGAGGAGGGACAGUUUGACAUCACCGAACAGCUGUGCAUCACAAUCAACAACAUAGAGCAGGUGCGCAGGUCCCUGAUGCCGAUGCCAGAGGUGCUCCAGUUCAACGAGAUUCAGACUGCGCUGGAUAACCACGCCGCUGCCAGCGGCAAACAUCGGCCCAAGCACGACCUCAGCAAGAUCCUUGCGCAGGCUGAUGGUGACAUGGUUAGCAAGAUUACAAACGUGGUUGAUAGGGUUUCUGACAAGAUGCGAGCAGACAUAAAGAAAGAUGUGUUUCACCUGAACUGGGCCCCAGAGGCUGUGCCUGCGGACGAUGCCAUAGGAGACCUUCUGGAGUACCUGGACAACAACCUGCUGGUCCUGAACACAAACCUGCUCAAGGCCAACUUUGACCGAAUACUCGAGUCCAUCUGGAUUGAGUGCCUGGAGGAGUUCAAAGAAGCCCUGGACAUGGAGGAACCAAAGCCGCCAGUGUUCUACCAGCGUAUGUACGAUGCCAUCGGCCUUCUAGUCCAGUUCUUCAACGCCAACGACAAGGGACUUCCCAUGCAAAACAUUCUCUGUCCACUGUAUCAGGAACUAAGAGAUGAACUUGGCCUUCACAAAUUAGACACGCCGUCACUAAUAGAAGCAUUUUAUGAUGGAAAGCUCAAAGAACAGCGAGAGUGGACCAGUACAGAGUUUGGGACCCUCAGUGUUCGAGUAUGGUACAAGCGGGACACCAGAACCCUGCUUGUAGAAGUUUUACAUGCGAAGGAUGUGAUACCACUAGACGCUAACGGUCUCAGCGACCCGUAUGUUGUGGUCUCGUUCUGCCCUGAGCACAUGUUCCAGUCGGUGCCCACGCAGACCACUAAAAUUGUCAAAAAGACUCUCAACCCAGAGUUUGAUGAAUCCUUCGAAUUCAACGUUCCCCUGACCCAAUGCCAGAAGAAAGGCGCAGCGCUGGUGUUCACGGUGAUGGAUCAUGACUACGUUUUCCAGAAUGACUUUGCGGGCGAGGUGUUCAUGGCGCUGUCGGACAUUCCCGGUGUGGACGGGGUGGAGGUGUCGGGGUACGAGGCCCUGAGUGUCGUGACCCUGCCUCUCACCCAGCCCUGCAAGAAAAAGAGUGGUGCGCUGGCGGUUCUUGCCAAGAGAACCUGGGACAAGACGGCUCAAGAUCUGGUCAAGCUUCGGACCAGGGUGCAGGAUCAGUCUACUUGAAGGAUCACAAUUGUUGGUUUCAUUAAGCCCCAUUCUGAGAAAACUGGGCUAAAAGCAUGUGUUAAAGUGUCGUCCCAGAUUAGCCUGUGCAGUCUGCACAGGAUAAUCCUGGAGGACACUUUCCGCCCAAAGUGGAUUUUCUCUAAGAAGAGACUUCUUUUAAAUAAAAAAUACCAUAAAAACGGAUUGUGUCACUCCUAAUAAGCCUGUGCAGAAUGCACAGGCUUAUCUUUUCUGACAUUUUACAUACAUGCAUUAAGCCCAGUUUUUACCAGAACCGGGCUCCAUUUGGUCUUUCUUUGGUCGGAUAUAACCCAUAUUUCAUGAGGAAGUUUCUUUGAAAAAAGUGUCUGUUGUGUUGCUUUGUUUAUCAGCUGGGUAAACAUUAACAUUAUUCAUAUAAUUGAUCGUCUUGUCAUGUAAAGACAAUCACCAAAAAUUGAUUUUUUUUAUUUGACUAAUGUGUGUGCUUCAUGCUUCAUUUUGUGAUAGAUACAUAAAUACAUAAAUUAUAAUUACACAAUAUUAGUUUUUCUUAUUGCAUAGACCGCUGAGCAUAUUUUCAUGCUUCUUGGUUAUUAUAAUGUUGAAUGCUUUAUUUUGUUGCAUUAGCAGCAGCGUUCUUAGCAUAUAUAGAUAUAACACCCUAAGGCUUUAAUUAAAACAAUGGUAUUUAUUUGUGUGAUGAUGAAUCCCAUGAUUGUUAAUUAUUUUUAAAUAAUUUGGUCUUUAUUGCUUUUUUUUUAUUUGGUUUUUUUUUUAUUUUUUGCUCAAUAUGAAUUUGUGUGGGUGAAUAUAUUUUUCGAAUGGAUUUUAUGAAAGUUGUGUAUUUGAAUGUUGUGUAGUGGUGUUGUUGUUUUUUUCAAACUGUGAUUUUGAAUUGUUUUUUUUUAAUUUUACAUACUAAAGGAUAAUAUAUUGUCAAAUAGCAGUUUCUAUAUUAUUUAUGACAGAAGCCUUGAUUUUUAAUGAGAAUUAACUAUAAUAUGAUAUGCAUAUGGUCCAGAAUUGUUCUAUAAAAGGAAGUAAUAUUUGUGUUAAUUUGUAUUUUGUACCCUGAUUUCUAGUCAUCCAUAUAAAGGUAUGUGUGUUUUUAAUGAGGCAGGUAUUUAAAACAAACAGUAUAAACAAUAGCAUAGAAUUUGCAGUACAGUAAGAUAUUACUUAAAAUGCAUGAUAGUGCAUAAAAAUGAUCACUAAGUGUGUGUUUGCACAAGUACUCUUUUUUUUAUUUAUGACAUAAUCCUUGAUUUUUGAUAAUUAACUCUAGUAUGAUAUGCUUUAACAUGUCAUUCAUAUGGUCCAGAAUUGUUCAACAUUUAUCAAUACAAAGAAAUGAAGUCAUAUCUGUGUUUAUUUGUUGUUUCGUACCCUGAUGUCUAGUUCUCUAUUUUCAAUGUAUUUGUGUAUUUAAAUGCGCAUAAUGAGGCAGGUAUUAAAGAAAACAGUAUAAACAGUAGCAUUUCAUGUUGCAGUUAGUAAGGGAUGGUGCUUAAAAAGGAUCACUUAGUGUUUGCACAAGAACUCUUUUUUAUGUUACAGGAUUCAAAUUUAUGUUUAUUAAAUUACAUUCAAUGAUACAUACCGGUACUGUGAUUAUUAAUGCAUUAGAACAACCACAUGACAAUGAUAUUAAUACUCUUUUUAGAGGAUCAUUCGUAAAAUCAGUUUUUGCAUCAAGGCUGUUAUUGUACAUGUAUAUUGAAUACACAAUGGUUUCACUAUAAAGAAGGCUAGAAAUCACAUUGUUUAAUGAAAGCACACACUUUGUUUAGAUGUGACAUCAUUUUUAGAAGUGCCUGUAUGUCGCCUAUGAAUAAUGUAAAAGGUUAAUAAAUGUCAUGAACAUACAGAAACUUUAUGGAUUGUGUUUAACAGUUUAUAUAUUUCCAUUAAUAACAAAUUAAAUAAUUUAUAUUUGUGAACAUUUUGUGACAUAAUAAUUGUCACAAAUUGAUAUGUAUGUUUAUAUGUAAAAAUGCUUCUUUUUGCACUAAUCCAAGUGAAUUGUUAACAAAAUAAAUGUAAAUUUUGUAUUGUAAAUUUCAUUACAUAGUUAUAUAUUUAAUUGCACUUUUCAUAGUCUAUUGUAUAUUUGUUUUAAAAGACAUGUUGCAUGUAUUAUAUAAUAAAUUGUCAACAAACAUUGAAUACAUUGAGUAAUUCAAACUUGUGGUUUUCAAUAUUUUUCUCAGUACUUUGUCAGUUAUUGUUUAUGUUGUGAAAUUGUGGUAUAAAUUUAAGCACUUAAUAUUUAUUUCAUUCAAUUUAUUUGAUUCACAUGUUCACAUAUACUUAGUUAUAAGUUCUUUUCCAAUAUUGGUCUCUUCUGAAAACAAAUUGUUACGAUUUGUGUCAUUUGUGUAUACCUCCGAAAUAGCCAUGAGUUAUUCCUAGUUUAAAUGUGGAGUUGAUCAUACUAUUAUUAUUUGGUUUAUUAAUAAGUAAAAAGCAAUCGAAAAUUUGUUCAAUUAGCCAAUCGACUUUUUGUCGAGAAAAUAUACAUAUUAUAUAACUUAUCUAUGCCAAUUAUAAACAAUUAUGUAAUACUAUUUAAUUUCAGAAGAUUUAUCAAUUUUAAAGGCUUGUUUUCUUUAAUUUUAUUUAGUAUUUAGAAAUUGUCUAGAAAUCCAAAUAUUAAAUUGGUGUCACAGUUUUAUUUAUAGAACACAAAUGUACAUAGUUUUGUCUUUUAUCUUUGUUACAUUUAACAUUUAUGUAUUUUAUGAUCGUUUAUGAAAUAAAAUUCAAAUAUAAA